CUAUAGAUGUAGUCGGCUAAUGGGGCCUCUAGCUGUGGAUCUGUUGACAGCUAGACACUGUGUUUAGCCCUGUUAAGUAGCUACAGCCAGCCAGCACUCUUUGGACAGAUCUGAUUUUUGAGUGCAAUAGCAGCGGGACAGCAUAUCAGAUUCAAUAUUUUUUUGCGGAAAUAAGGAGCAGUUAGGGUCUGGUAGAAAAUAAUGCCACAGAUGAAUGGUCUGAAAAAAAAAACUUAUCAGGUCAAGCAUUUUGCUGUGUAGCAACGCCCAUAGGGAUGUAUAAGUCGAAUCGUAUCGAGCGUUUUGCUGCAGCAGGUCUCGAACAAGUGAGGGGCCUGAAGUUGGCCACGGGAUAAACUGCUGGGAGAAAGCCAACUUUGUUUUUGGCCCACAACUGGAGCUGUUUGCUCUGUGAUCUGCUGGGCGUUGGUGCUGCAUUCGAUUUUGCCCUCGUCUCCUCCUCUAUGGUGAAGAGAGUUGCUUUCUUUAACUAUGUGAAAUCACAGUAGUAUAUAGUUACUUUAAAGUGUGGUACGAAGCGGCACCCUCUUUUGGGUUUACUCUUUUCGUUGACGAUGGUCUUAGGGCAUGCAGUGUACGAUUGUAGUUUAUUCGAACUCCUCAGUCUGGACCUGGUUUAUCAGUCUGGACCUGGUUUAUCAGUCUGGACCCGGUUUAUCAGUCUGGACCUGGUUUAUCAGUCUGGACCUGGUUUAUCAGUCCAAAUGGCAGACUGCUGAGGGAAGGUCAAGUUUUGCCAGUGUACCAGACUGCAGUAACAUGUUUUUCUUUUUUUUCUUUCUUCCGGUGGUGGUGCGAGAGUAUGGGGCGGCACCACUUCUUCUGACAACUGCAGUUAGAACAUGUUUUUCUUCUUUGUCUUUCUUCCUGGUGGUGGGGCAAGAGUAUGGGGAGGCACCACUUCUUCUGACAAAUUUAGCCUGCAAGCAACAGGUCCGAACUACUGAUCGCAUUUAUCUGGGACCGGUCUGUUUCUGGACCUGUUCAUGUGUCAUAGGUCGAAACGCUUGGUGAAUGGUCAGGUUUCCUGAAAGAGGUUGGGAUGACAGACAUGCUGCUGCUGUCCAUCGCUUGCAGCGGAGAGGCCUUCAUUUCUGCGCCCUGACUUUGAUGUCCUCCUUCCUUCUCCAGUAAUGUCGCGUGAUGCAGUUCUGUUGUAAGAAAAUUUGGAAGGACGGUGCUGGCAAGUGUGACCGGCGGUGUAUGCUCUCAUAGCAUGAUGCCAGGCGAUGCGCGGCGAUGUGCGUUUCGGGACCGCCUUUCUGUAAAUGGAAGCUUUUCAGGAAUUACUUGCUGCUGGUUUCGGGAACUGCCCGAUAGCAUGAUGCCAGGCGAUGCGCGUUUUGGGACCGACCGCCUUUCUGUCAUUGAAGCUUCUUGGGAAUUACUUGCUGCUGGUUCAGAUGUUGAAGAAUGCGUCCGGCAGACCAUUGGAGGACAUCUAGCAGUGAAGUACCAUCCAGCAAUUGUAAGUUCGGUGGGUGAAUGUGAAGAAAGUACGCAUCUGGUCGGAUAUUCUGGUGGAGUGGAUUUGCUUUGAUUGAUGGCAGGCCUCUUCUAAAGAGGGUCACUGACUGUUCGUCAGCGCAGGUAUUGAUCGUUUGUGAGUUUUUUUAUGCGGGCAUGUUCCGUAAGGAGGAGGAGGAGGGGGAGGAGGAGGGGAGGAGAAAGUGGGGGCGUUAAACCUGGUCCGACGGUAUAUGUUUUAGAAGGGGGAGUUUAAGUGGUGCGUCGGAGAGUGGUGUGGGGAAUGGGCUCUGGUGAGGAGGGGUUGUAUUUUUUUUUCUCUUCUUUUCUUUCGAAGGGGUUGUGUAUUUUGAGUAGGCUGUGUUUGCGUCUCUCUUUUGUGCCAGAGCCUUGUGGCGACACUGGUGAAUCAUGUCUUGUUAUGAGCAAGAGAGGCUGUAGUUUUAUAUAUUAUAAAUAAAUUUAGCUGUACAGAUCAAAUGUCCCGGGCAAGCGUACGCCGUACGGCGCUUGCUGUGGCCAACUUUGCUUGGCAGCUCUGUACGGAUAAUGUUAGGAGGAGAACCGCGCAUGCUGCUUUCUUUCUUUUUUUCUUCGCAUAUCUGGCUUGCAUUUUUUAAUGGCAAGGCGAAGCGGACGGCGAAAUCUUCGCGUAGUUUUUCGACCACGGUUCGAUGGCCCAGUUUUGAAAAAGGCCAAUGCUUGCUGUGAUCGAAGGAAUUCCCGCACCAGCUUUUUCUUUCAAUGUUGGUAAUCUGUUGUGUGUCCUGGCCGCUUGUCAUUUUGACGACAAGUAGGAGCCAGCCGCCGUCUCUAGGGCGUCUGCGAAGCUCUCGCUCCCGUCUUUUUUUUUUUUUUUUUUUUUUUCUCUCUUUCAUCCUCUCUUGUUUAUCUUUGCUUUUCUUCUCUGUUUCCUCUUUUCGGGAAGUCUUCCUGUUGAGACGUAUUUGGCCAGCUUGUGCAUUUCGCAAGGAGCUUUUGAAGAUGAAAUACUGGCCACCAGUCAGGGUAGCACUGUUAGAACAUCUUCUCUGUCUUGUUUUGUCCUGCUUUGUCUUGUUUUGUUGCUGUUGUUGUUGCUGUUGUUGCUGUUGUCGUUUGGUUUUGUUUUUCAUGCGUUUCUCCAUUCAUUGCCGUUAUGUCUUGUUUCACUUCCAUUCGUUCUCGUUGUCAUUUUGUUUAGAACUUUGUUUUUUUUCUUCUUUCCGGUUUUGUUCCCCCCCCCCCCCCCCUUUUGUUGUUGGUUUGUUUCAUUAAUUUCAAAUUCAAAAGCCUUUUGUUUCAUCAGCUGGAUGCAUGCCUGGAACACGUUUUUCUCUUUUCUGGGUAUCAGCUCGCCCACUGUCUACAAAGUUUAUCCUGGGUGUAUUGGAGGAGGGCCCUCUCUGAUGUACAAAUCUUGCUUUUAGUUUUUUUUAUGACGGGCCUUCAUUUUUGCAGCCCAUGAAGUCGCAGUUAGUGGACGGAUUUGACGCAAAUGUAAGUUAGUGGGUAAGUGACCGGGAAUGGCACAGGUGUAUGAAGCGCGAUGUUAUGAUAUUACGAUGUCCGCAGAUGUAUCAGGCUUGGGCGGUCUCACUAUCGACUAUAUUUCUCUGAGGUGACGUGGCUGCUGUAGAAUUCUUCUUCUAGCCAGUCGGAAACCCGACUACCAUCAUCGAUAUACUCUUACUCAGUCAGUAGGAGCACUUUGAAGAUUGCCUGGGUGGUUGAGAGGCUGGUGUUAUGGACUUGGUGAACGUUGGAUCGAGUUUCGGAUCAUCGAGGCUGGGGCACCCGGAAUGCCCGAUAGCUUGCUGGGAAGUUUGCGGGAGCGGUACUGCCGCUGGUGGUUUUAUUUCUGGAGCCAUCGGAAUUCGUAUGUGGUCCCCCUGAGUCGGGCCCCAUUUGAAAUCUGGGUCUGGCCAGCCUCGUUUAAGGCGAGGACGGGCAGACUUUGCCAUAGCAGGGGUCUGCUUGGAAAAGAAGACAGUCUUCUUAAAGCCUUCAGCGUUCAUUUUAUUAAGAUUGUUACUCUCUGUGUCCAGCAGUGUCUUAUCGACAAGAGCCGU
Chara braunii is the source of this 3539-nucleotide messenger RNA. NCBI's taxonomy places the organism in Eukaryota, Viridiplantae, Streptophyta, Charophyceae, Charales, Characeae. The record is from the annotation of a GenBank genome assembly.